Coccidioides immitis RS is the source of this 1787-nucleotide messenger RNA. RefSeq names its product D-lactate dehydrogenase 2. NCBI's taxonomy places the organism in Eukaryota, Fungi, Ascomycota, Eurotiomycetes, Onygenales, Onygenaceae. The transcript is spliced from 2 exons. Bases 26 to 1681 code for a protein of 551 amino acids. Gene Ontology annotation, molecular function: catalytic activity; FAD binding. The record is from RefSeq and is a predicted model, not a curated record. Gene Ontology annotation, cellular component: mitochondrion.
AGCAAAGACAACCGCAUCGUGGGCCAUGUCGGGCUCAAGGAAUCUGGCUCUCGCCUUUCGGCGGGCGCGCACAAGCAGGGGUCAGUUCAAUCUCCGACACCGACAGCCCCUCUGCCUCUCGAUCCGGCCGUUCAACAACACCACAACGGCUACCCUGGAGGCCCACCAGCCCUCUUCCUCCACCACGCCUACGACGCAACCCAAGUUCACCACGGACGCGUACCCGCAGAUCAAACGAAACCCAAGCUUCUCCGAAAUAACCAGCGAACAUGUCCAACACUUCAAAGAUCUUCUCGGUGCGCAGUCGGCAGUCAUCGACGGCGUCACUGCGGAUGCGGCCGACGACAUCGAGCCAUUCAAUCGAGAUUGGAUGAAAAAGUAUCGAGGGCAUACAAGGCUCGUUUUGAAGCCGCAAUCCACCAGGGAAGUGAGCCUGAUACUACAGUAUUGCAAUACGAACAGGCUGGCCGUGGUACCGCAGGGUGGGAAUACUGGAUUGGUCGGUGGUGGCGUGCCGGUGUUCGAUGAGAUCGUGAUAAACAUGUCACGCAUGAACCGGAUUAGGUCCUUCGACGAGAAUUCAGGUGUCAUUUCUGUGGAUGCGGGUGUUAUUCUCGAGGUGGCUGAGAAGUAUCUCGCGGACAGAAAUCACAUUUUCCCGCUUGACCUGGGUGCCAAGGGGUCUUGUCAUAUCGGAGGGAACCUGGCAACAAAUGCUGGCGGACUACGACUGCUUCGUUAUGGGAGUUUACAUGGAAACGUCCUUGGCCUAGAAGCUGUGCUUCCCGACGGUACCAUCGUUGACGACAUGUGCGCUCUGCGGAAGAACAACACUGGAUAUGAUUUAAAGCAUCUCUUCAUUGGCGGGGAGGGAACAAUCGGUAUCAUUACGGGUGCUUCGAUAAUCUGUCCUCAGCGCCCGAAAGCCGUCAACGUUGCCUAUUUUGGGCUGCAGAGCUACGACCAUGUACGCAAGGCUUUCCGUGAGGCCAAGGUUCAUUUGUCCGAAAUUCUCUCCGCCUUUGAAUUGAUGGAUGGACGAAGCCAGGAUAUGGUUUUUGAUGUUACGGGCCUCAAGAAGCCCCUUGAGGGGUCUUAUCCAUUCUACUGCCUUAUUGAAACCAGCGGCUCCAAUGGAGAACACGACAGCGCCAAGUUGGAAGCAUAUUUGGAACACGUUAUGGGUGAGUCCAUCGUUGAAGAUGGCGUUUUGGCUCAGGACGGAACCCAGGCUCAAUCACUAUGGCGCUGGAGAGAAGGAAUUACUGAAGCGCUGAGCCAUCUUGGAGGGACAUACAAGUACGACGUCUCCAUCCCGCUUGCAGAGCUUUACCAGCUCGUCGAAGACACAAAGGAGCGCCUCACUAAGGCGGGAUUGGUUGGCGAUGAUGAUAGCUACCCCGUCCGCGAGGUUUUGGGUUAUGGCCACAUGGGCGACUCGAAUCUCCACUUGAAUGUCGCUGUGAGAAAAUACACAAAAGAAGUGGAAAAUAUGAUUGAACCGUGGGUGUACGAAUGGAUUCAAAGGCGGAAUGGCAGCAUUAGCGCCGAGCACGGGUUGGGAAUCGCGAAGAAGGAAUUCAUUGGAUACAGCAAGAAUGAUACCAUGAUCAAGCUGAUGAAACAAUUGAAAAAUCUUUAUGACCCGAAUGGAAUAAUGAACCCAUAUAAAUAUAUCUAAUCGUCCUUGAGAACCCCUGUACACCAAAUAUAGAUGCUACUGCUUUCGAUAUACUCUAGGAGUUGGAGAGAAAUAUUUAAUUGCAAUAUUCUUUAGAAUCAGAGAA